Messenger RNA from Heteronotia binoei (common prickly gecko), 4980 nucleotides. RefSeq names its product EBF transcription factor 3 (gene EBF3). Bases 386 to 2179 code for a protein of 597 amino acids. The record is from RefSeq and is a predicted model, not a curated record. Gene Ontology annotation, molecular function: RNA polymerase II cis-regulatory region sequence-specific DNA binding; DNA-binding transcription factor activity, RNA polymerase II-specific. Gene Ontology annotation, biological process: regulation of transcription by RNA polymerase II. Lineage: Eukaryota; Metazoa; Chordata; Lepidosauria; Squamata; Gekkonidae. The transcript is spliced from 16 exons.
UUUCUUUUCUUUCUUUUUUUUUUUGUGAGUGUGGUGUUUUUUUUUAAACCUCCAAACUGGAACGCCAUCCAAGUAGAACUGCUCAGUAUAUUGUUUAUGUGGUGCCAAUACAGGACAGAUUGAAGACGGCAAGACGACUUGAACUGGGCUUUCCUCCGACUGAUCGCGGGGAGUAAAGUCAUCUCUUCUAUUCCGGUCGCCAAGGAGAGUGGGAGACGGAGAGAGACAGAGAGGCGAGCGAGAGGGGGGAGAGGGGGAGAAAAAACACACACACCCGCGAAAGAAACUGCCAUCAACUACCACCCCCCGCCCCCUCGGUCUGACAUUUCCCCUCGUUUUGUGACCCCUUUUGGUGAGGAGCUGGUUUCGCCCCAAAAUUGUUUUAAUGUUUGGGAUUCAGGAAAAUAUACCACGAGGUGGGACGACCAUGAAAGAAGAACCGCUGGGCAGUGGAAUGAACCCAGUCCGCUCAUGGAUGCAUACUGCUGGGGUAGUGGAUGCUAACACAGCCGCCCAAAGCGGUGUGGGGUUGGCUCGGGCACAUUUCGAGAAACAGCCGCCUUCCAAUCUCAGAAAAUCCAAUUUUUUCCACUUCGUCUUAGCACUGUACGACAGGCAGGGACAGCCAGUGGAGAUUGAAAGGACAGCUUUUGUGGACUUUGUGGAAAAAGAGAAAGAGCCAAACAAUGAAAAAACUAACAAUGGAAUUCACUAUAAACUCCAGCUAUUAUACAGUAAUGGAGUUAGAACGGAACAAGAUCUGUACGUUCGCCUAAUAGAUUCAAUGACCAAACAGGCAAUUGUCUACGAAGGGCAAGACAAAAACCCCGAAAUGUGCCGAGUGCUCCUGACCCACGAAAUCAUGUGCAGUCGGUGCUGUGACAAGAAAAGUUGCGGCAACAGAAACGAAACACCUUCAGACCCUGUUAUCAUUGACAGAUUUUUUCUAAAGUUUUUCCUCAAGUGCAAUCAAAACUGUUUGAAGAAUGCAGGCAACCCACGAGAUAUGCGAAGAUUCCAGGUUGUUGUAUCAACAACGGUCAAUGUGGAUGGCCACGUUUUGGCUGUCUCAGACAACAUGUUUGUACACAACAACUCCAAACAUGGAAGGCGGGCUCGCCGCCUUGACCCCUCAGAAGGUACGGCCCCUUCUUAUCUGGAAAAUGCAGCCACCCCAUGUAUAAAGGCCAUCAGCCCCAGCGAAGGUUGGACAACGGGUGGAGCCACAGUCAUCAUAAUCGGAGACAACUUCUUUGAUGGGUUGCAAGUUGUAUUUGGAACAAUGCUGGUCUGGAGUGAGCUGAUAACACCCCACGCCAUCAGAGUUCAAACCCCACCACGGCACAUUCCUGGAGUUGUUGAAGUAACUCUCUCCUAUAAAUCCAAACAGUUUUGUAAAGGUGCUCCUGGGCGAUUCGUCUAUACUGCCCUUAAUGAACCCACCAUAGAUUAUGGUUUCCAGAGGUUGCAGAAAGUCAUUCCACGGCAUCCAGGUGAUCCUGAACGGUUACCGAAGGAAGUAUUACUUAAAAGAGCAGCUGACCUUGUCGAAGCCCUGUAUGGUAUGCCCCACAACAAUCAGGAAAUCAUCCUGAAACGAGCAGCUGAUAUUGCAGAAGCAUUAUACAGUGUGCCACGCAACCACAAUCAGAUUCCUACACUUGCCAACACUCCAGCUCACACUGGCAUGAUGGGAGUAAACUCGUUUAGCAGCCAGCUAGCAGUUAAUGUUUCAGAAACAUCACAAGCUAAUGACCAAGUAGGCUACAGUCGCAACACAAGCAGUGUUUCCCCGCGAGGAUAUGUUCCAAGCAGUACUCCUCAGCAGUCCAAUUACAACACAGUCAGCAAUAGCAUGAAUGGAUAUGGCAAUGCCGGCAUGCCCAAUCUUGGUGUACCUGGUUCUCCUGGAUUUCUUAAUGGCUCUUCAGCCAACUCACCUUAUGGCAUAGUGCCGUCAAGCCCUACCAUGGCAGCCUCUUCGGUCACCCUCCCUUCAAACUGUAGCAGUACACACGGCAUUUUCUCAUUCUCACCUGCCAAUGUCAUCUCUGCAGUGAAACAAAAGAGCGCCUUUGCUCCUGUUGUCAGGCCCCAAGCAUCUCCUCCACCAUCUUGCACCAGUGCAAAUGGAAAUGGACUUCAAGCUAUGUCUGGGCUUGUAGUCCCGCCAAUGUAAAUUCAUUUUUGUUUACAUACCAUAGCACCAAGCUUCAGAAGAUGAGCUUUUUAGGGGACAAGUUUAGUAUUUAAGACGUGCUGAUGGAACCAGUAUCUUCAAAAUACAAUCAGCAACGUGUUGAAAUGCUACAAAUAAAGAAAAAAAAACUUUGUUUAAAGAUUUUAUUUAAACUAUUAAGAAUCAACAUGCAAACAAUCAAUUUCUUCAUGAACAAUUCCAUUUUAUUGACUGAACUUCUGUCAUAUUUUCACAUUUCUUUGUCCUGAAGAAUAAGGAAAAAGCGACGCCUAUUUUGUAUAAAGUUUCUGAUUACGUCUUGGCUAUGUCUAGUACUUGCUAUGUGUCGGGAAAAACUUUGUGGAUGCACCAUUUUGAUUAUCAUGAAACACUGAUGAAAACGCCUCCAAAGCAUUUUUUUUCUGUACUCAUAACUAGAUUCACAAUGGUUGUGUAUCUCUAUAAUGUGAAAUAUUUUUUUGUGGUUAAAAAAGGGGGCCAAGGAGGUAUGAGCCAUCAAAACUGGAAAAAAAAGGAUGAAUAUAUGAUUUGAGAUAAUUUGGGGAGCUGGGGAGGGGGGGGAGGGUUUACCAUUGCUUAACUUCAUCUUAAUGAAAUGGAACUUUGUAACUUAUUGUAGUUAGAAAUUGUAACUUUGAUAUUGAAUUCUCUUGCCUUCAACAAGCACACUGACAGAGAAAAAAAAUGCUACUGUCUGUUGGUAACAAUAUACUUCCACUGCUAGAGCUUCCUGUUAAGCAAGUGUGAUCUGCAACAUUUUUUCAACUUUUGCUAGCACUGUAUACUAUUGCAUUCUUAGGCUACUGUGAAGUCUAUGUUUCUUGUACCAGAAAAUUGUCCUUUUGACUUCUAGAUCCUUCUUCCCUAAUGUGUUUUGUAUGUGGUUAUAAAAUUGUAGACUUUUGUGAUUUUGCCAAAGUUGUAGCUAAAUAUUUAUACACUUGUCUUGAAUUUUUUUCAGAUCCACUUAAAUAUUUAGAAGAACAAAUUUUAUUCCUUAUAAAAAGAUAAGGAAUAAAAUAGUCAUACAUCGCAACACUUUCUUUCACAUAAACACUUGCAAUCACCAAGGGAAUUUGGUUUUUUUGUAACAUAUCGAUUAUAAAUAUUGUAUUUAUCUUUGAAAUUUUGUAUAUUGCUUUCCAUCAUUUUUUUCUUGUAUGUAUGUGGGGGGUUUUUUGGUCAUUGACUGGUAUCGUGAUGCUGUGAAAAGCAUUAAGCCAAGAACAAUUGCCUUCAUAUUUUCUGCUAAAAUAGAUUUGUGUUCUUUCAUUUCAUUUGUAUUUCAAAAAGUUGUUAUUUGUUUGGACUUUCCAUACUUUUGUUAUUUUUGAGGAAAAGCUUUGUUUAUUUUUAUAUUAUGUUUAAGUUAUCAGAACAAAUAAUUUUGAAAUAAAGUUGUUUGUUGUAUAGUUAAAACAAAAUCGUGCCACAUGGCUGUAAUAAAUACUAGUAGAAUACGUGCAUGUAAUGCAGCCACAAGGGAAAAAAAGUUCUAUUUUGUGUCUGGAUUUUCUUUUUAAAAUUUUCAUCCUCCAUCCAUUUUCUCUCUUCCUUGUUUCCUUUAUUAAAAAAAAAAAAGAUUGUAAAAAGUCAUUUUAUCUGCCACCCAUGACUUUGCCACAUAGCUGAACUGUGUUUACUGGAAAAAAAUUCAGAAGCCUAAAGCUUAAAUAAAAUUCACUUCUGAUGUUUUAAUUAAAAUGUUUGCCACAUUAACUUCUCGGAUGCCUUAAAAGUAGACUUCUUUGAAGAACUUUUGUGCUGUUUUAUCACAGGCUUACACCACAAUUGUUAAUCGCUCCUUCAUCUGGAUGGUUCAUGGUGUACAAAAGCACAAACCUAAGGGUGCAAUCUACCCAUCUGCUAUUGCUGUGCAUAUUUUGUUCAUUUCCAUCAACCCCAUGGAAAUGGCGAGCAGUAGCAGCACUGCAGUGCUUGGUCGGUUGUAUCCCUGGUAUACAGCUAUAUCACUCCUUUGUGUGUCUGCUUUCUGCUGCACUCUACAUGCUCUGUAACUUAGCACUGUUUAACAGAGAAAGGCUUCGUAUAUAAUUGGGAUCAUACGUGACUUUUAUAAGUUGUUUUUAUUUACAGAACUCUUGUUUUGUAGCAAGGCUUAACAGCAAUGACUGUAAUUUAAAAACUGGAAUGACCUCUUUAAUAUAUUGUGCCUGUUAGUGCCAAUCUUUAGACUGAGAACAACUAAUUCCCCCCCCCCUCUCUUUCUUUGCACUAAAUGCUUUGUAAAUGCAGCACUGCAAAACAUUUUUUGCAAACUGCAGCAGAACUGAAGUUCAAAGCAAAAAGGAGGGACCACUUUUUUCUUUUUAAACAAAAAAUGCACAUUUUCAGAAAAUGUUUAUAAAAGGUUUUAAAAUUGCUUCAAUAUAUCACAAAUAAUAAAUGUUUUUCACAUUUAUUUUGUGAUAGCCAAUAAGGCUUAGCUAAGUGGAAAAGCCUAAGAAGUCACUUUGAAACUGAAUUGCCUCAGUUUUAUUUUGUAUAAGUAAGGUUUUGAUCUUAAAAGAAAGGUCAUGCAUACAGGUUAAGAAAGUUUGCAAGUUUCUUCAUAAAUGCAAUCUGUUUGUGUUUUAGAUUGAUUAGUCAAUGCACUCAUUGCUUCAUUGUCUCCAAACUGAAAAUUUCACUAAAUGGUAGAUUUUACUGUUAAAGACCCUACAAUAAGAUUGUUUUAUCUGUACAUUUUUUCAGAUAUUUAACUGUAUAAAAAUGUUCAUUUUACACAAUAUUUAAUUAAAGUAUUUCUUGUCUGUGAA